Glarea lozoyensis ATCC 20868 is the source of this 687-nucleotide messenger RNA. RefSeq lists its product as uncharacterized. The transcript has 2 exons. Lineage: Eukaryota; Fungi; Ascomycota; Leotiomycetes; Helotiales; Helotiaceae. Gene Ontology annotation, cellular component: Mis6-Sim4 complex. Bases 1 to 687 code for a protein of 228 amino acids. The record is from RefSeq and is a predicted model, not a curated record.
AUGACAACUAACCCCACAAUCCCCGCCCUAAAAACCUCCUUCCUAACAACCCAAAUAUCCCUCCUCUCAACCCCUCUAAAACCGUCCUCCAAUCCCCCCAACCCCGUCCAAGACCCCUCCAUCCCCCCAAAAACCAUCACCACCGUCCUCGAAAAAACAAACACCCUCGUUCGUCAACACAAUAAACGGAUUUUCACGCCCCAAGCGACACGGCAUGUUGCGGAGCAGAUCGAUCGGCUGUAUUGGAAUGCUGCGGCUUCUGCGAGUGAGGGACAUGGAGAGGAGUGGAUGAGGAGGGGUGUGGAUUUAUCGAAAGAGGAGGUUAUAGAACAACUCCCGCCGACGUGGCCGGAUGAUGAAGAAUCAGAGGAUGCGGAACGAUACAGCGCGUUACAAGCUCGAUUGGUGGAAUUGGAUGACCGGCGAAGUACGGCGAGGGAGAAAGUAGAGAGUUAUAAGGCGUUGGGGGAGUUGGUGAAGGGGUUAGGUGAUGUGGAGGGGAAUGUGGUUGUUAGGGGUGGGGAGGUGGAGAGGGAGUUGGAGCGGAUGAGGUUGCUGGUGCUGAGGGUUAUGAGGGGGGUCAAUGGGCUGGAGGGGAGGGGUGGAGAUGGGGAAGAGGAAGGGUGGGAGGGUGAUGAGGAUGGUGGGGUUGAGGAGAGGGUUUUGGGCAUUUUGGAGGGUGUGUGA